Anopheles cruzii is the source of this 923-nucleotide messenger RNA. RefSeq lists its product as uncharacterized. The transcript is spliced from 4 exons. Bases 51 to 866 code for a protein of 271 amino acids. Gene Ontology annotation, molecular function: pyrroline-5-carboxylate reductase activity. Gene Ontology annotation, biological process: L-proline biosynthetic process. NCBI's taxonomy places the organism in Eukaryota, Metazoa, Arthropoda, Insecta, Diptera, Culicidae. The record is from RefSeq and is a predicted model, not a curated record.
GUUCUCAGCCACGACAAAUUGCACCGGUCUCACGGUGUAAGGCAUUUCAGAUGAGUAACCUCUUAAAGUUGGGCUUUCUUGGUGGAGGAAAAAUGGCACAAGCUAUGGCUAGUGGAUUUCUAUCAGCAGGUUUAACGAGAGGAGAAAACAUGACGGCAAGUUUCCAUCCAUCCGAUACAGCAAACAUAGCGGCGUUUAAGACACUGGGAGCUGAAACGUAUGUGGAAAAUUUGCCGGUUGUGAAAAAGUCGGAGAUCAUAUUCGUUUCUGUCAAACCCUCGGUAGUUUCAGGCGUACUGGACACAGUGCGCCCGGCCAGUUCCGGUAAACUAUUCAUAUCGAUCGCGAUGGGUGUUACGUUGAGUGAACUGGAAAAUUCACUGGAAUCCGAUGCCCGGGUGAUUCGAGUUAUGCCAAACACCCCAGCGUUGGUUCGCGCCGGAGCCUCCGUUUUUGUUCGAGGAUCUGCCGCUACCGAAGAUGAUUGCCGAGUGACGCAGGAUUUGUUUAAGGCCGUGGGUACAUGUGAAGAGGUCACCGAAGCAAUGAUGGAUCCCAUAACAGCUCUUUCCGGAAGCGGUCCGGCGUAUGUGUUUGUGAUGAUCGAAGCACUAGCGGACGGGGCAGUGCGCAUGGGGUUACCCCGUGAUUUGGCUUAUCGAUUAGCAUCACAAACAGUACUGGGAUCGGGCAAGCUAGUUCGAGAGACUGGUCGCCACCCCGGACAGCUGAAGGAUGAUGUUACCAGCCCAGCCGGAUCAACUGCAGCCGGACUAUGUUAUUUAGAGCAGAACGCUUUUCGACAUGCUGUUAGUGGAGCAGUAGAAUCGGCCACUGUAAGAUGUCGUCAAAUUUCUAGCAAAUAACGUUCACCGUUCAUCACCUACAAGGCGAGCCACAAAAACUUUUCGAUAUACUUACCU